AUGUCGCGAGAACAACCAAAAUUAUCCUCUCAGCGAGUUCAAGAACUACGUGACGCAUUCAAUCUGUUCGAUCGAGAUAAAAGUGGAACAAUAUCCUCAUCCGAACUUCAUCAAAUUCUCAGCGCAUUAAAUUUCAAACCAACCGACAGUUUAGUUCGAAAAGUAAUGAAAGAAAUGGAUAUAGAUGGUAAUGGCACCAUUGAAUUCAAUGAGUUUGUUAAAGUAAUGGGAAGAAUUUACGAACGUAAAUUUACAAAUGAUGAAAUGCAUCGAGCAUUUAAAUGUUUCGAUGCAGAUGAUUCGGGUUAUAUUACACGUGAUGAAUUACGUGAAGUACUACAUCAAAUGAAUCAAAAUGUAAGCGAGGAACGAAUAGCUGAUGCGCUCAGUCAAAUAGAUACUGAUCAUGAUGGUAAAAUUAGCUUUGAAGAAUUUUCUCAGUUGUUUGCAAACGUAGAAUAA
Molecule: messenger RNA, 462 nt
Organism: Rotaria socialis
Lineage: Eukaryota; Metazoa; Rotifera; Eurotatoria; Philodinida; Philodinidae
Source: the annotation of a GenBank genome assembly